Phyllostomus discolor (pale spear-nosed bat) is the source of this 4802-nucleotide messenger RNA. It is a transcript of the gene MAML3, whose product is annotated as mastermind like transcriptional coactivator 3. Gene Ontology annotation, cellular component: nucleoplasm; nuclear speck. Bases 983 to 4330 code for a protein of 1115 amino acids. The record is from RefSeq and is a predicted model, not a curated record. NCBI's taxonomy places the organism in Eukaryota, Metazoa, Chordata, Mammalia, Chiroptera, Phyllostomidae. The transcript is spliced from 5 exons. Gene Ontology annotation, molecular function: transcription coactivator activity. Gene Ontology annotation, biological process: positive regulation of transcription of Notch receptor target; Notch signaling pathway.
GCCCGUUGCUGGUGCGUGCCGCGCCCGCUCCUGCCGGGUGAGAGUCCGGGCCGGGUUUUGCGCCGUGUCCCGGGGCUUGUCUCACGGCCUCCAGCCGCCGCCGCUGCCGUGUUUACUGAGCUCGCGCGUCCUGAUAUCACUCCGCUGGCAUGGAGGAGGAGGAGGAGGUGGAGGAGCGAGAGGAGGAGGAGGAGGCGGCGGCGGCGAGCAGUUGAUCAUUGUGAUGGUGGCAGGAGCAGCGGCGGCAGCGGCAGCCCAGCCGAGCGUUAGGGGCUGCUCUCCGCGCGGCGUUUUGCAAAGGACUUCACCGAUCUACUUUUGCAGUCGCCUCGGACUGUCCAUGUGUUUACUUCCCCCAGCCCGAGGAUUUGAUAUCUAGGAUCCUGUGAAAUGCAACUGAGCAGCCAAAGUACUUUGAGAACACGGGGCGGCAUAAACACCAAAACUUUUUUGUGGAAGGAAAAUGCAAUAAGCAAGCUUGCCGUUUUCCGAUGCGGUGUGGAGUGAGUGUGUGUCGCGCGUGUCCGCACUGGAGGCAUAUGCUUGUGUGUGUACAUGGGGUGUGUUUUUCGGUACGUAGGGAGAAAAUGCUUGCCAACCACCGGAAAUCUCCUGGAAUUUAUUAGAAAAUAAUGGAUUAUAAAAAGAAGGCAGGCGAGGAGCGGAUCUCCCCUUGAGUUGCAACCCGAUUUGCUGCUGGCUCAGUUUGUUGUGAUUCUUUUUGUUGAUAGGUGUUUGAUGGCAUUCUGAUCCCCCUUUUUUUCUCCUUGAGCUUUACAGUUUUUACAAAAAGGGAAACAAAAAACCCACCCCAAAAUCUCUCCCCCCUUUUUUUCGCCCCGUCGGGAUUGCUGUUUCCAUCCAUGUGCUUGCGUCUCCCCCGCGUUCCACUUAAACUAUUUUAAUCCUUGGACCCAAGGAGGAGGCUGAUAGGGGGGUGGAUAAAAAAAGUUCUUCCAAAAUAGUGUGCCCGGGGAGCAGGAUGGGGGAUUUCGCAGCCCCCGCUGCUGCCGCGAAUGGCAGUAGUAUUUGCAUCAACAGUAGCCUGAACAGCAGCCUCGCCGGGGCCGGGAUCGGUGUGAAUAAUACUCCCAAUAGUACUCCAGCUGCUCCGAGUAGCAAUCACCCCGCUGCCGGCUGCGGCGGCGGCUCCGGGGGCCCCGGCGGCGGCUCGGCGGCCGUCCCCAAGCACAGCACGGUGGUGGAACGGCUCCGCCAGCGCAUCGAGGGCUGCCGGCGGCACCACGUCAACUGCGAAAACAGGUACCAGCAGGCUCAGGUGGAGCAGCUGGAGCUGGAGCGCCGGGACACCGUGAGCCUCUAUCAGCGCACCCUGGAGCAGAGGGCCAAGAAAUCGGGCGCCGGCACCGGCAAGCAGCAGCAUCAGAGCAAACCCCAGCAAGAUGCGGAGGCUGCCUCGGCGGAGCAGAGGAACCACACGCUGAUCAUGCUCCAGGAGACUGUGAAAAGGAAGUUGGAAGGAGCCCGCUCGCCACUCAACGGAGACCAGCAGAAUGGGGCUUGCGAUGGGAGUUUUUCUCCAAGCAGCAAGCGACUACGAAAGGACGUUCCCGCGGGGAUGGAAGCCAUCAACAGUUUGCCCAACAACAUGCCACUGCCUUCAGCUUCCCCUCUCCACCAAAUGGACCUGAAGCCUUCUCUGCCCUUGCAGAACAGCGGAACUCAUGCCCCUGGGCUUCUGGAGGACCUAAGCAAGAAUGGCAGACUCCCGGAGAUUAAACUCCAGCCUGUUAACGGCUGCAGUGACCUGGAAGAUGGCUUCGCCACCUUGCAGAGCAAGGGCCUCAAACAGGAGCCUCUGGACGACCCUACUUGCAUCGACACAUCAGAAACAUCUCUUUCAAACCAGAACAAGCUGUUCUCAGACAUUAACCUGAAUGACCAGGAGUGGCAAGAGUUAAUAGACGAACUGGCCAACACAGUCCCUGAAGACGACAUACAGGACCUGUUCAACGAAGACUUUGAAGAGAAGAAGGAGCCGGAGUUCUCGCAGCCAGCCACCGAGACCCCUCUCUCCCAGGAGAGCAUGAGCGUGAAGAGCGACCCCUCUCACUCUCCUUUCACGCACGUCUCCAUGGGCUCUCCCCAGACACGGCCCUCUUCCUCCGGCCCUCCCUUUUCCGCCGUCUCCGCGGCCACCAGUUUACCUUCCGUCGCCAGCACUCCCGUGGCUCCCAACCCCGCAGGCUCACCAGCAAACUGUGCGGUCCAGUCCCCGCCAACUCCAAACCCAGCCCACACCCCCGGCCAAGCUCCGCCUCGGCCUGGAAGUGGCUAUCUCCUCGGUGCGGCAGCGGUGCCGGUGGCUGGCUCGGGGUCCGGCCCCGGGGCCGUGCCCGGCACUGACCUGUCUCCGGCGGAGCAGCUCAAGCAGAUGGCGGCGCAGCAGCAACAGCGGGCCAAGCUCAUGCAGAAGCAGCAGCAGCAGCAGCAGCACUCCAACCAGCCUGCCAGCUGGUCCCCGCUGGGGCCUCCGUCCAGUCCCUACGGCGCGGCUUUCCCCGCAGAGAAACCAAAUAGCCCCAUGAUGUACUCCCAAGCCUUUAACAACCAAAACCCAGUAGUGCCUCCGAUGGCAAACAACCUGCAGAAGACGACAAUGAAUAACUACCUCCCGCAGAAUCACAUGAACAUGAUCAAUCAGCAGCCAAAUAACUUGGGGACAAACUCCUUAAGCAAACAGCACAACCUUCUCACUUACGGCAACACCAAGCCUCUGACCCACUUCAGCGCGGACUUGAGUCAGAGGAUGACGCCACCCAUGGCCAAUCCCGGCAAAAACCCGCUGCUGCCGUACAUGCAGCAGCAGCCCCCGCCGCAGCCGCCGCCGCAGCAGCCACCGCCGCAGCUCCAGGCCCCCAGGGCGCACCUGAGUGAGGACCAGAAACGCAUGCUUCUCAUGAAGCAGAAAGGAGUGAUGAACCAGCCGCUGGCCUACGCCGCCCUGCCGUCCCACGGCCAGGAGCAGCACCCAGGUGGGCUUCCUCGGACCACCGGCCCCAUGCAGUCCUCCGUGCCCCCAGGCUCAGGCGGCAUGGUCUCGGGUGCCGGUCCCACGGGUCCCGGCUUCCUGGGCAGCCAGCCCCAGGCGGCCAUCAUGAAGCAGAUGCUCCUUGACCAGCGGGCCCAGCUGAUGGAGCAGCAGAAGCAGCAGUUCCUGCGGGAGCAAAGGCAGCAGCAGCAGCAGCAGCAGCAGCAGCAGCAGCAGCAGAUUCUGGCCGAGCAGCAGCUGCAGCAGUCGCACCUACCCCGGCCGCACCUCCAGCCCCAGCGGAGCCCGUACCCCGUGCAGCAGGUCAACCAGUUUCAAGGUUCUCCGCAGGAGAUGGCAGCCGUGCGGAGCCAGGCGGCCCUCCAGAGCAUGCGGUCGUCCCGGCUGAUGGCACAGAAUGCAGGCAUGAUGGGAAUGGGACCCUCUCAGAACCCAGGGACGAUGGCCGCGGCCGCCGCCCAGUCAGAGAUGGGACUGGCCCCUUACAACGCCACGCCGACCAGCCAACCGGGAAUGUACAGCAUGAGCCCGGGGAUGACCCAGAUGCUGCAGCACCCGAACCAAAGUGGCAUGAGCAUCACCCACAGCCCAGCCCAGGGGCCGCGGCAGCCCGCCUCCGGGCAAGGGGUGGGGAUGGUGAGCGGGUUUGGUCAGAAUAUGCUGGUGAACUCAGCCAUGACCCAGCAGCACCAGCAGAUGAAAGGGCCGGUGGGCCAGGCCUUGCCGAGGCCCCAGGGCCCGCCGCGGCUGCAGAGCAUCAUGGGAACGGUCCAGCAGGGAGCCCAGAGCUGGCAGCAGAGGAGCUUGCAGGGGAUGUCCGGGAGGACUAGUGGAGAAUUGGGGUCAUUCAGCAACGGUGCCAGCUACUCACUCCAAGCCAGCCAGCCGAGGCUGACCAAGCAACACUUCCCACAGGGACUGAGCCAGGUCAUGGACGCUAAUGCUGGCGCCGUGAGGACCCUCAACCCGGCUGCCAUGGGUCGGCAAAUGAUGCCGCCGCUCCCGGGGCAGCAAGGGGCCGGCCAGGCCAGGCCGAUGGUCAUGUCUGGCCUGAGCCAGGGCGUCCCUGGCAUGCCCACGUUCGGCCAGCCCCCGGCCCAGCAGCAGAUGCCCAGCGGCAGCUUCGCCGCGGGCGGCCAGAGCCAGGCCUACGAGCGGAACGCCCCUCAGGACAUGUCCUACAGCUACAGCGGCGAAGCCGCUGGGGCCUCCUUCCCCGGCCUCGCGGACGGCGCCGACCUCGUGGACUCCAUCAUCAAAGGCGGGCCGGGGGACGAGUGGAUGCAGGAGCUCGAUGAGCUGUUUGGAAACCCCUAAUCAAGCGGGGCCCCACGAGCCACGACGGCAGUGGUGAAAGCAUACCAUGGGCAAACAAACAGGGCGUGGACCCAUCCUCGUGUUUUGUUUCUUUGACCCACGUAAACUGAGCGAAACGGCGGCGGGCUGAGCGUGGAAGAUCCAGGUGCCAAUCCGCAGCCCCAUGGGGCCUCCUGUCACCUGAUUUUCACACCAAGGUCGAGGCAGGACGCCUGCAGAUCCCUGCUGCAAGGGAGGGAGGGAGACACCACAGAGGUGGGCAGGGAGGGCAAACCUGAGUCCCGCUAGGCACGCCCUGGAGUCGAUCACGUGGCCCAGCAGGAGCUGCUCCAGCCCGACCGACCGACCGACCGACUGCUGCCCAGGGCAAGGCAUCCGUCAGCCCCUCCGGGCCCCCGUGUGGACACUGCCGCUCUGGCGACACACGAGACAGCGCCUUGGGCGGGGGAGCCCCACAGAGCCUGCUGGGUGG